This is a messenger RNA of Durusdinium trenchii, 1437 nucleotides long. NCBI's taxonomy places the organism in Eukaryota, Dinophyceae, Suessiales, Symbiodiniaceae. The record is from the annotation of a GenBank genome assembly.
AUGUUUUCCCGAGGGCAAAAUUCCCAGUCGGCUGCAGCCGCUGCAGCCUUCGAUGAGAUCCUGACCCUGGCGCGGGACAACGAUGCUGCAGGGAUCUUGCGGCUCUUAGAGAUGGGGGCGCCUGUGGGCUAUGCCAACAGGGUGGGGCAGACGGCACUUCACAUUGCCACCAUGUGGGGCAGUAUCGAGGCGGCUAAGGUGCUUCUGGUGGCGAAGGCAGAUCCCAAUGCAGCCAACCGGCUAAGGGGCUCCACGCCACUGCAUGCCGCUGCGCUGGGUAGGGGCCCGGUGGAUCGCCGUGUGGAGUGCGUGAAGCUGAUCUUAAAGGACAAAGGGGACCCCAAUAAAGCAGACCUUGGCGGCGAUCGUCCACUGGACCUUUGUAGCGAUGAGGCGGUCCGAGUUGCGCUUGGCGCGCUGCCGCUAAUUCUGCACAAGGCCGUGGCUGAGCGGAAGCUUGAACAUGUGAAGGAGGCGAUCGCGCAGAUCAAAAAUGGGGUGGUGGAGCUUGACCUGGAUGCUACAAACUCCAAUGGCGAGUCGGCCCUCCACCAUGCGUGCGCGUGGCCUGAAGGCUUGCAAGCCUUGCUGGACGCUAGGUGCGCUGUGAAUGUGGAGAACCAUGCGCGGCGCAGCCCGCUGCACUUGGCCACCCUCACUGGGGACCUGAGGACAGUUCGGCUGCUUCUGGCUGCUCAGGCAGAUGUUCAUGUGAAGGAUGUCGACCUGGACCGUGAUCCCCGCUACAAUGUGAGCAGCCAGGAGGAGACGCCCGACCAACACCGCACGGCACUUCAUUAUGCAGCGUUGCAGAGCAACUUCAUUCUAGCGAAGCUUUUGGUCGAGGCGCGGGCAGCCAUCAAUGUGGGCGACGGCAAGCAGAUGACUCCGCUCCAUCUUUGUGUUCAGGCCCUCGAGGAGCAUGAUUUGGAGGUGGCUUCAGGCGUACGUGUGGAGGGACUGCAGAGCAGGCCUGAGUGGAAUGGCUGCUAUGGCAGUAUCAUCGGGCCUUCGGCCACGGGCAGCGAGUACCGGGUGGAGCGCUGGCCUGUUCUGAUAGACGGAAAGGAGGAAGGUGUGAUGCUGAAGGGCGAAAAUCUGUCAACUGUGCAUCUUGACACCAUUGACUUGCUCUUGAAGGCAAGGGCGGAUGUCAACCUGGGAAACCUGCACUGGGGAGAGGGCCGAACCUUACUGCAUGAGGUGGCUCACCGGGGGAACCUGAGCCUCACGCAGAAAGUGCUGGCCGCCAAGGCUGACCUGCAGCGGCAGGACAAGCAGGGCUUCAGCGCUCUGCACUUGGCGGCGAGACAGAGACGCUCGGAGGUCCUCAGACUGCUGGUGGAAUCCAAAGCAGAUCUCACACUACAGUCGGCUGCGGGGAUUUGCGCCACAAAGCAUGUGAGCGCUCAUGUGACGUUCGCACUCAUCCGAUAG